AUGAGGAAACCCGGCAUCGUACCACCACGUGGAGCACGGGGAGGGCACGAGGAAGCUGUUGACCUACAGGAGCGAGUAGAGGAUCCGCAUCCCCACAAAGGGAAUAAACCGCCGGGUUGGGGUUUGGUGGAUCCAGCAGCGUGGGAGCUGAUCUUCUAUGAGCCACGUGGAGGCACGGGGAGACACGUGGAGGGAUGUGAUUGGGGGAGGGGGAAAAGCGACCUUUGGAUGCGGUGA
Messenger RNA from Prunus armeniaca (apricot), 237 nucleotides. The record is from the annotation of a GenBank genome assembly. NCBI's taxonomy places the organism in Eukaryota, Viridiplantae, Streptophyta, Magnoliopsida, Rosales, Rosaceae.